Molecule: messenger RNA, 4773 nt
Organism: Pangasianodon hypophthalmus (striped catfish)
Lineage: Eukaryota; Metazoa; Chordata; Actinopteri; Siluriformes; Pangasiidae
Gene: tmem131l
Product: transmembrane 131 like
Exons: 34
Coding region: 78-4538 (1486 amino acids)
Cellular component (GO): membrane
Source: RefSeq, a predicted model, not a curated record
AGAGAGAGAGAGACCGUGUGGCUGUUAGCGCAUUGAGAAACAGUGUUAGCCGUGCUAGCGCUAUUAGCUUAGUUAGCAUGGCGGCGCAGAGGGAGUCCCAACACGGAGCGUCGGGAAUUAACGUCCUGCUCGGAGUUUUACACAUCUUAUUACCGUUUUUACAGCGUGGGGAUGCUCAACUAACAGCACUGAGUCACAUGUCCGGCGUGGUGGAAGUCUGGCAAGCCGAAGAUGCGGAUUUCCUAUUUCCAUCGCAGGCAGUGGAAGAGCGGAGUCCCGAGAAUCUCCCUCAGGAGGAUAGUUCCUCGUUUUACGUGCGGGACACCGAGAGACCCGUCCGCUUCCAACCGUCCACGCUGGACUUUGGCACUCAGCCUGUAGGUGUUCCACGAGCUGAGACCAUCUAUAUUCAUAAUCCGAGUGCGGAGCUGCCGGUCACACUGCAGUCCGUCUUCACGUCCAGCUCACACUUUCAUAUGCCUGCCUUCCACAGACGGGUGAUCCCACCCAGAGGGAAGACAUCUUUUAAACUCAUUUUCCUCCCAAGAGAGGAGGGCAAUGUAGCAAAUUCGUUAUUUAUUAACACAUCAACCCACGGGGUGAUAACGUACCAGGUUUUCGGCGUUGGUGUGAGCGCUGACUCGGUAAAGGACGUGCCGAGGAAAGACAGCGUUCUCAUAUUUCCACAUAUACAAAGCAUUAAACUCACACAAACUCAGGAAAAUGCUUUAAAUAUUACCAUACUGGGACUGCUGUUGGACUGCAGUCUUCCCAAAGCACUCUAUGCUCACCCACAGGGCUCGUGUUUUGGAGCGGAGGAUGAAGGACGUCUCUCUCUCCAGAUCAGUCUGUCCGAGAGAGGUGAGAGGCCAGCUCACCUGGAUAAACUGAAGCCCUACGUGCUGGAGAACAUCAUGGUGCUGCUUGUCCUGCCUCCACCAGGGGGCGUCGCUUAUCCAAAAAUAGGAGUGUACAUGCUGAACUCAGGGGUCAAACAGCUCUUUGUCAAGGAAAUCCAGAUCUUGUCAAGGACAGACAUCUCUGUAGAGAUCAGCCACACGCCACUGAAAGCUUCCGCCAGUAACCUCACUCGGGUGGCCACGCUGUCCUGCAGACGAUCUUUAUCGUCUCAAAGUAAAAAAUGCACCAGUCAGAUCAGUGUGCAGACGUUGGGCAACAUCAGCGUGAACAUGUUUCCCUGGCUACAGCACACAAACAGGCUCAGUGAUUCUGCUGGCUGGUUUCAGUUCAUACAGAAGCAGAAAAGUGUGGAUCAGGUUGAAUUGUGGCUCACUAACCCGCUCCAUCUGAGCUUCACCAUCACCAACGUCUCCCUGAGCCAGCCUUCACCUCGGCUCUUUAAGUUAGUAAACGUCAGCAAGUCGGUGGGCGUGGCCAGUGGCUGCUGGAAGCUGCUGAAGCUCCACCUCCUCAACAAAACGUUGCCUGUCAACCUGGUUGCCGUGAUAACAAUCAGCACCAGCCUGGGCUUUUCGCUGGAGCUGCGUGUACACGCCUCCUCCACAGGGUCAAAGAGGGGGGAGGUGGUGUUUGAAGGUGGUGGUGAGUGUGAACAGCUCUGUCCUCUCCGCCUCUCCAGAACCGGGCGUUUUGAUUGGCAGCAGUCUCUCCUCCCAGAGUCCUUUUCUUCCUUGUGGAAGACAGACAGCAGUUUGGCAUCUGCGCUCUGCAGCCGCUGGCACCGUAGUAAAGAGCUCUCCUGCAGAUGGCCCAGGCUUCCCACAGAACCUGCUACCACUUUAGAUUUUGGAGCAACACCAGUCAACGAGAGCAAGAUUAAAAACUUCACUCUGAAAAACCCGACUGGUUCUGUGGUUUCGGUGGAGAUCCGAACCCUUUCCUCAUAUCCAGCUCCCCUUGAAGCGUUAGAUCUGCUCACCAAGUGGUUUAACAUCAGUCCUCUGUCAGUGAACAUCACUACAGCUGAGUUUUCUCUGCUGCCGACCGAUCAGAAGACUCGGGAGGUUCACCGAAGCGGCAGCGUGCAGAGGAUCGUACUGCAGCCGUGGGAGACGAGGAGUGUGUCCAUAGCGUACACACCCACUGAACACAAACCUGUCACCUCCAUUCUUCUCAUCAGGAAUAACUUGACGGUCUUUGACCUGGUUUUGGUGAAAGGAUUCGGGGCGAAGGAGCUCCUGCGUGUGGGGGGGAAACUGCCUGGUCCUGGGGCGUCGCUGCGCUUUAACGUUCCUCAGUCCACCCUGAUGGAGUGCAGAGAUGGUUUGCGCAGUCACCUCAGCAAGCCUCUGUUCGCCAUCCAGAAGAGUUUUAAAGUGGAGAACGCAGGCGAGCUUCCUCUCACCGUCAUGUCCAUGAACAUUAACGGCUAUAAAUGCCAGGGCUUCGGCUUCGAGGUGCUGCAGUGCCGCUCCUUCCGCGUCGACUACAACUCCUCCUCCGAGAUCACCAUCGCGUUCACGCCAGACUUCACGUCAUCAUGGGUGAUCAGAGAUCUGACGUUAAUAACGGAGCGCGGCUCUUCUUUCCCUUUCACCCUGAACGUCACUCUGCCACAUCACAUGCUGCCGCUGUGCGCUCAGGUCGUCCCCGGGCCCAGCUGGGAGGAGUCCUUCUGGGUCAUCACACUCGUCUUCACCUGCUUCUCUUUGGCCGGAGUGUGUCUCAUGGCCUUCCAUCAGGCUCAGUUCAUCCUGAGAGAGUUCUCCACUCCAACUCCACGCAGCAACCAUAACUCGAACCCCCGUGAUACCAGCAGCCAUAACACUCCCAACAGCACCAGUAAAGGCAAAGGCAGCUGCAAAAGUUACUCCGACACAAGCCACACCUCUGAUAAAGGGAAAGGGCGGGGCUCCACGGCUUUAGCCAACGGGACGGCACGUUCCCAAACCUCCUCCAGGAAGAGCUCCGGAGGCUCCUCCCAGCCUCAGAAAAAACAAACACGAGUUUCAUUCCUUUACAGAUACAAAAGCAGCACUGCGGCUAACGCUAAUACUGCUAAUGCUAAUCCUAACCCUCCAAUGGAUGAAGAGAGAGAGGAACAGAUGUCCGACCCCGACCCUGAUGUCUGUAAUAACAACAAUAACGAUGAUGCUUUAAUUGAGUCAGUACUCCACGCGGAACAGAAAGAACAGAUCAGGGAGGAAAAAACGAUGCCAGGAGAUAUGUUUCCCAUGGAAACGCUUCCUGGAUUUCCUGAAAGCAUCACAGCCAAUCACGUGCCUCAGGCUCAUGUGGAUGUACAGGUGGAGAGCAGGUGCAGCCGAAGAAGAGAUGAGGACAAAAGGGAAAACUUGGACACUGAGCCAAGAGAGAGCGACAGCUCUCAGAAGAAGAGAGCAGAGAAGGACUCAGAGUUCACAGUGUCCACUUCCAGCACCAAGACGAAGAAAAACUCAGGAAAGAACCGCAGGAAGCCUGUCGAAACCGUACCAGGGCUCCCGGAGAGCAGCGCUAUGAUGAUGACGGAGCUCGAGAGGGAACCCGAGUACAGAGAACCACGUAACAUAGCUAGAACCCACAACCACUCGGCCAGCAUGAAGCUGGAGAUCCCCAAAGCAGCAGCGGUGGUGGAGAGUCCUCUUAAACAAAACGGCGUGUGUUUGGCCAGACCUCGGCGGAAGGCCCCAGAGCGACGGCUUCAGUGGGAGUCAGGCUCGGAUUCGGGCAGCUCGUCGGGCAGCGUCAGGGCCAGCAGGGGAUCAUGGGGCAGCUGGAGCAGUGUAGAGGGAGAGAAAGACCCCAGCAGAGCACGACAGAGAGAUCCAGUACAGUACAACACGUACACAAGCGACCGUGAUUGUUACCCACCAGUACACAGCACCUUUAAAACUCAAAGCAUGAACAAUCUGUACAUGAACCCUGAAACUCCUGCUCUCUCUCCAAGCUUCGCCGACAUAGCUGCAGGUGUGGACAGAAGCUCUGACGCGGGUGGUGCAUACAUGCCUGAGGAGACGUGGUCCGCUCCUUCUGUUCCUCUGACCAAUGGGUUCAGGUACAACAUGCCAGAACCACGCAGCACCUACAAUCAGAACACCAACUCCAACUCCAACUCCAACCCCUUCACCGGAAGUUUCUUGUGGAAUAACGCAGCCAGUCAGUGCAGCAACCCGUAUUCCUACUGCCCCCCAAAUAACUACAUGCUGUCAGGGAACGGAAGUUACCAGAACAGCUUCCCGUGCCGUGAAACUCAAACGCAGGCCAGCUGGAGUGAGGAAACACCACACGAGGUCACUUCCUCUUGGGACAUGACCAGCUGUGUGGGCAACAAGCCGUAUUUCUCAGGCACCCGGAGUCUGUCUCCGAUCUCCUCCAGUCUGUUCGGUUCUAUCUGGACUCCUCAGAGCGAGCCGUAUCAGAGCCACUUCCACACCGAGCGCUCUGUGCCAGUCUCUCCAGUGUCUCCCUUCACUCCAGAGCCACCUCCCUCUAAGCACUUCUCCAGCUUCAACCCGUUCGGCCCCCACAUGAACCUGGACAUCUGGAACAACUCGGCCUCGAACCGCAGCUCCAACUCUCAACUCUCCAACGACUCGGGCUACUGCGCAGACGUGUGACUGAGCAGGCCCAGAGCUCCGCCCACCGCAUAAGGAAAAACGACGAAAACAAACAUAAGAAUGUGGUUUUAUUGAUGACGGAGGAAAAAAUGUGAAUGUUCUUUUCUUUUCUGUUUUAUGUUCCAUUUUUUCCUCGACACGAUUCUGUUUGUGCAAAAUUUAAGCUUUUUGUUGUAUAUUUUUCUAGAUGUUUUGCAAACUUGGCCAUGAAAAAUAAAAAAAAAAAAGUUUUGUA